Cavenderia fasciculata is the source of this 543-nucleotide messenger RNA. RefSeq names its product protein phosphatase 2B (gene cnbA). Bases 1 to 543 code for a protein of 180 amino acids. The record is from RefSeq and is a predicted model, not a curated record. The transcript has 3 exons. Gene Ontology annotation, molecular function: calcium ion binding; calcium-dependent protein serine/threonine phosphatase regulator activity. NCBI's taxonomy places the organism in Eukaryota, Evosea, Eumycetozoa, Acytosteliales, Cavenderiaceae.
AUGGGUAAUCAACAUUCAGGUGUAAGCAAGGAACAUCUUGAUCAGUUAAAAGAAAUGAGUUCUUUUUCAGAGACUGAAUUAAAAAAAUUAUAUAGAAGAUUUCAAAUGUUAGACAAGGAUGGCUCUGGAACUUUAACGACUGAUGAGUUCCUUUCCAUUCCCGACCUAGCUCUCAAUCCAUUGUUGGAGCGUGUACUUCAAAUAUUUGAUAAGAAUCAUGAUAAUGAAAUAGAGUUCUCAGAGUUUGUUUCUGCUCUCAGCACACUCUCUCAUAAAGGUUCUAAAGAGGAAAAAUUAAAAUUUUUAUUUAAUGUAUAUGAUAUGGAUGCUGAUGGAUUUAUUGGUAAUGGUGAAUUAUUUCAAGUAUUAAAAAUGAUGGUUGGAACCAAUUUGAAUGAUGUUCAAUUACAACAAAUCGUAGACAAGACUAUUAUUGAAGGUGAUUUGGACAAGGAUGGAAAAAUAUCGUUUGAUGAAUUUAUAUUAAUGAUUGGUAACCAAGAGGGUAUCGAAGAAAAGAUUUCUGUAAAUUGGUCAGACUAA